CGCAUAACCUUGAUUUCGUAACGCAUACGGAGUGACAAAAAAAAAAUAAAAAAUAGAAAAAAUAGAAAGAAGAAAGAAAGAAAGAAAGAAAAAGGAAACCCUAAUAAAAUCCCCAUUUAUUGUGGCGCCAUGGCCAAUGUAUCUUUUCCCACUAUCUCUUCUCUUCUCUCUUAGGCCUUAGCAUGGAAACUCUCUUGUGACGGAAAAAACCAAGAACCGUUUCAGCUUCUAACAGUGCAAUUGCAUUACAUUACUUAAUGUAAUGGCAAGUGGAUGGGUGAAAUCGUUGCAUUGCAAGUCAAGAGCAUUUGAAGAUGUUUACCAUCCUACCCCCAGCAAAAUAUUGAUACCCAGUGCUAGCUGCAGGAGGAGCUUCCAGACCAUUAAAGAAAUGGUUGAUAUUCCAAAGCCCAUGCCGAAGCCCAAGCCCAUGCCAAAGCCCAUGCCGAGGUCAAGGAAAAACAAGAAUAGUCUUCUUGAGAAGCAUCCGAGUUCGAGAUACCCGGCGUCGACCAAGCCCGAAUUGGACACAGCUUUGGGUCCGAAGGCUUCCAUGAACCGCUCGCAGAGCACUGCAGCCACGUCAGCAAGGCCCGUGACAGAGCUGCCCGACGGGCAUCCUUCGAGGAAUGUAGUGGAGAUUAUAUUUCACACGAGUUGGGGCCCAAAACCGUUCCCGGGCCGUGUGGAGGUGAUAUUCAAGAUCCAGAACGGGGCCCGGACGGUUUCGCGGUUCGAGGAGUUUCGCGAGGGUGUUAAGGCCCGGGCCGCGGCAUGUUCUGCAGGCCUGAUGGGCGAGGAAGGGAGCAACUGGGAGAAGGAGAAUGCGCGGUGCGUGGCGGACGGGAAUGAGGUUAUGCGGUUCCAAUGCUUGGGUCCCACGGAGGACGGCGCCGCCGCGGUGUGGUCGUUUCCGGAGAGGAAGGGCUCGACAAUCUGCACGUUUUCCGGCAGUGGUGGUGCACACGAGAGCGCCGGCGGCGGCAGGGGAAGGAGGGCGAUGCUCGUUUGCCGGGUAGUUGCGGGUCGGGUCUCGAAGCAACUCGGGAUCGCUGACUCGGGGUUGGAGAAGCGAGUUGGGUUUGACUCGGUGAGUGGGGAAAACGGCGAGUUGUUAGUGUUCGACUCGCGGGCCGUGUUGCCCUGUUUUCUUAUUAUUUACAGAUUGUAAAGAAAAAUGGAAAGGAAAUUAUUUACCUUUCUUUCUUCCUUUAUUUUUUUUCUUAAAUAUUAUUUCUGUUUUAUUAUUUUUUUAUUGCGGGUUAAUGUAUGUAUGUUUGUUUAUUAUUAUCGGGGUUUCGACCAUUCUGAGAACUAAUUUUUUUUUAUAUUGUAAC
This is a messenger RNA of Arachis stenosperma, 1337 nucleotides long. RefSeq lists its product as uncharacterized. The transcript has a single exon. NCBI's taxonomy places the organism in Eukaryota, Viridiplantae, Streptophyta, Magnoliopsida, Fabales, Fabaceae. The coding region runs from base 263 to 1171 and encodes 302 amino acids. The record is from RefSeq and is a predicted model, not a curated record.